Molecule: messenger RNA, 1359 nt
Organism: Trichoderma virens Gv29-8
Lineage: Eukaryota; Fungi; Ascomycota; Sordariomycetes; Hypocreales; Hypocreaceae
Exons: 5
Coding region: 1-1359 (452 amino acids)
Biological process (GO): transmembrane transport
Cellular component (GO): fungal-type vacuole membrane
Molecular function (GO): transmembrane transporter activity
Source: RefSeq, a predicted model, not a curated record
AUGACUUCAGUCACGACUGCUAUCGAGCUACCUACAAGCACGGCUCCAAGUCCAGCAUGGAGUUUGCGCAAUACCAGCCCUAGCAAACCCCAGCCAUCCAAGACUUCUACCGUUGCCGAUCAAGUCCUCGAAGCCUCGCGAGAGGCUGAUUUGACGGCCCCUGAAGGCGGCUACGGCUGGGUGAUUGUAGCCAGUGGCUUUGUCCUACUUUGGUGGUCCCUUGGCACAACAUAUGCUUGGGGUGUGAUGCAGACCGCCUUGGUCGCUGAUGGCUUGGCUGAUCCCGCCGUGCUCUCCUUCGUCGGGUCGCUGCAGGCGGCGCUGAUAUCGGCUCUAGCAAUUGCUAACUCCAUGCUUGUGCGGAAGACGGGAGUUCGUGCUGCAGCAAUGCUAGGUGCAGCAUGCAUGGGUGGAAGCGAGAUUCUCAGCAGCUUCACGGUCAAAAAUGUUGGGGCGCUGUUUUUCACAUCUGGGGUGGUGAUGGGGAUAGGUGUCAGUCUUUGUUUCGCUGUCAUCUCUACGGUUCCAUCACAAUAUUUUAGCACCAAACGGGGACUGGCCAAUGGCUUCAUGUUCGCUGGAAGCGGUUUCGGAGGCGCGGCAAUCAGCUUUGCGUUGGACUCGUUGAUCCAAAGGCUUGGUGUUGCAUGGGCAUAUCGCAUCCUAGGCCUCAUGACACUUUCAACGGGCCUCCCGGCUGCGUGGCUUAUGAAAGAGAGGAUCCCAGUUGAGAGACGGGAGUUUAUCGAGUGGAAAUUAUUUAAAUCUCCCACGUUCGUGCUUGUAUUUAUAGGAAGUGCCAUAGGGACCUUCCCUCUGUUUGUUCCACCAUUUUUUAUUCCCCUAUACACGAGAUCCCUAGGCUUCUCUACCGACGUUGGCGCUGGCUUGGUUGCUGGUUUUAGUCUAUCUUCCGCAGCUGGCCGUAUUUUAUCUGGUUUUGCAUCCGAUAAAAUCGGUUCCAUCAACACCGUACUCGCGUCUCUGAUCUUGACUGCUGUCACUAUGCUGGCAAUUUGGCCAACAUCCACGGCGCUGGCGCCACUGAUCGUCUUCGUCGUUGUCAACGGUGCUGCUAAUGGAGCUUUCUUCUCCACAAUGCCGACAGCGAUCAGUAAGGUGUUUGGAAGUGCCAGAGUGGCUGUCGCCAUGAGCAUGGUGGUGACUGGUUGGGUUGGCGGUUACCUUAUGGGGGCUCCAAUUGCAGGCUACAUCUUGGAGGGCUUCGGUGGUGUUGACGGCGGGUUGCAUGCAUACCGACCCGCCAUGUUCUAUGCCGGCGCACUUGCGCUUGCAUCUGGAUUCUUCAUCUUGGGCGCCCGGUUUUGUAUUAACAGGUCUCCCGUGGCUGUUGUGUAG